Condylura cristata (star-nosed mole) is the source of this 1960-nucleotide messenger RNA. RefSeq names its product golgi-associated, olfactory signaling regulator (gene GFY). The record is from RefSeq and is a predicted model, not a curated record. The transcript has 5 exons. NCBI's taxonomy places the organism in Eukaryota, Metazoa, Chordata, Mammalia, Eulipotyphla, Talpidae. Bases 147 to 1775 code for a protein of 542 amino acids.
CAGAGGACGGAGAGAAGGCUCAGUGGUUUAAGCCCUUCCCGGUAUCACAGCUGCGCUUGAAGCGGGGAGCAGAUGCAGCUCACAGCAGUGCCCCCCAUCUUUCCAUUGCACCGAAGGAGACUUCGGGAAAUGACGGGAGCGCAGAAAUGGCGAGAUCCAGACAAACCACCCAGCUCUGCGCCCAGCUCUUCUCACCUGCUGUUCCUGGGACCCCACGGAGAAGCUUCGGGUGUCUCUCAUCUCUCAGAGCCAUGAAAUCCUUCAGCUCCAUUCUCCUCCUCCUGGUCUGCCUCCUGGCCCCGCUGAGCUCCAGAGCUGCCCCUUCAGCCUCACCUUCUGCGGGCUUCCCCGAGAUGGGCUAUCCCCCUGAAACCUCCCCUCACCCUUCUGAAAAUUCCACUCGUGACCUUCCUGACCCGGAACGCCCUGUGACUGCUUCUCCAGAGCCCUCCAAGACACCUCAUGUGGUUUCCCCUGAGCCCUCCCCCAUUGACUUCUCUGAGACCCCCAAACCUGACCUCCCAGAAAUCCCACAUCCAGAGUCUCCUAAGAACCCCCAACCUAACUCACUUAACACCUCAAUAUCAGAAUCCCUGGAGAAACCUCAAAUUAACCCCUCCAGAUUGACACACCCAGAACCUUCCAAGACCCCCCAACCUGAUCCAACUGAAAUUUCAUCUACUGCACCCCCUGAGACCCCCAAACUUAACUUAACAUUUCUUGAAAACCUGAGCCCUAACCUUACCCAGAUUCUACACCAUGAGUCCCCAGAGAUUCCCAAACCUAACUCCACUGAAAUUUCAUAUGCAGAAGCUCCUGAAACCCCAAACCCUAAUCCCACUGACAUAUUUCACCCCGAAUUUGCAGAAACCCACAAUCUGGAAGCCACUGACACCCGAAACUCUGAAUUCCCCCAGAGCCUCCAUUCUGACCCUACUGAAACCUCUGGCCCAGAGGCCCAUGUAACUCACAACCCUACAGAAGUCCCCCAAACAGAGCUCCCCACAACCCAUUCCCCAGAGGCAACAGAGACACUCAUGGCCUUUGACCUUGAGAUCUCGGCUAGUCUUCACCCAGAGACACCUGCACCCUUCAAGGAAGAAGCUACUGCCCUAAAUGAGCAACCCCAGAAUUCCAAACCAGAAACCCCAGCAGCCACCCAGCCUGAAUCCCUGAAACUAUCCACUUCAGAUUCCUCGGGAACCGUGGAGCCGACGGCCCCCCAAAACUCUAGCCCUAAAGAGCCCAACACCCCUCCUCCCUCAGUCCGAAUUGUAGCCCCCCCUGCUCCUCCAGGGCCCCCCAAUCAGCCGGCCCCUGCCACUCCGCGGCCGCCCCAAAGGCGCAGCCGAGGUGAGAGAGUCAACACGAUCAUCGUGGUGGAGCGAGUGGAGGAGACCGGGGUGACUCUGGUGGGCCGCCCCCGGGGCGUGGCGGGCGGGGCCCUGUGCCUAUUCCUCGCGGGGACCGGGCUGCUGAUCGGCAUUUUCCUGCUGCUGUGGUGUCUCUACCGCCGGGCCACCCGGCAUCGGCCCUUCGCACACCACCGGCUUCCGAACGACGGAGAUGAACCGGUUAUGCAUCUGGACUCCCCGAAGGAUCCCUACGACCUCUACUUUUAUGCCCCCGACGCCUGGGUCCCUUCACACAUCUCCACCAAGCAGCCACCGCCUACUCCCCCGCUGCCGCCCAAGCUGCCCCCGCCGCCCCGCGGGGGCCGCCCGCAACGCCUGGAGCCGCUCUCCCCAGCCACACUCCCCAACAAUUUCGUGUGAACCCAGCUCGGGUCCCGCCAGAUCUGCGCCAACUCCAGUCGGAGGAAGGAGCCAGAGGUCCGGCCCUCCAGGCCUGCUUUGCUACCUAGUGGUCCUCUCGGAUGGGGGGGCCAACACAGAGAAGUGCUUUCGCUGCGACCGGAAAACACGGCUGAAGCCGAAUAAAGUGCAUUUCCCCAUGGUUC